GGAGGAAAUAAAAAGAGAGAGAGGGAAAGACAAGCGUCAUUUAGGAACAGAGGUAGAGCGAAAGAAGGAACUCCAGGAUCUGAAACCAAGCACACGGCACAGUAUUUUUCUAUAUUUUCUUUUCCCCAGAGCAGAUUCUUGUCCUGUCAUUUUAUUGACGGACGUGCUAUUACAGGCUCUUUUGCCAGAAGUUGACGGAAGAAGCUCAAGGGCUGCUGUUUCUUCCCUCCCAAGUCCCGGUGGCUCCCCUGGUAAUGGAUUGCUUUUCUCUGAGUUUCCACUCUGGAGAGAGCCCCCAGGCCUAGUCUGUGAACCCAGCGAAGAAACAUCGCUAGUAAAAAUGACUGAAGACUCCAUAAAGGAGAUCCUGGGAAGCCCAGCAUCUUCCAAGCCUGUGACAAUGGAGAAGAACCCCAACAGUGAAGUGGUGGUCACCACGGUCCCCUUGGUCAGUGAGAUUCAGUUGACAGCUGCUACAGGUGGUGCUGAGCUCUCCUGUUACCGCUGCAUCAUUCCGUUCGCCGUGGUGGUCCUCAUUGCCGGGAUAGUGGUCACUGCUGUGGCUUACAGCUUCAAUUCCCACGGCUCCAUCAUCUCCAUCUUGGGUCUGGUCCUCCUGUCAUCUGGACUUUUUUUGUUAGCUUCCAGUGCCUUGUGCUGGAAGGUGAGGCAGAGGAGCAAGAAAGCCAAGAGACGGGAGAGUCAGACGGCUCUAGUGGUGAAUCAGAGAAGCUUGAUUGCUUAGGACGGAAUGAGACCAAAUGGGAUAUGUGGCCUGGAAAACUUCCUCUCCCUGUGUCAUCCAACUCACCCAGAACUAGAGUGGGAGAGAAUGAAUGGUGCAUUGCGGUAUACCAGAGGAAUAGAGAUGAACUAAGUGCGGGAGGGUAGAGAGGGUUCUGUUUUAGGAAGAACCUACUUGUGUCUUCUUUAAUGACAAACUUAACUCUAAGGGCUAUUUCUAAGACUGAAAAAUCAGCUCUUUCUCUACAUUAGACAUUCGAGGGGUCAUGGGGGAUGCAUGGCAUUAGACAAUGUUCAGUUCACCUUGGAAAGUAGCCAAUGAAAGAUGAGAAAAUAGUCAGAUAGUUCUGGCACACCAGUGACCUGCCUCAAAAACAAAAACAAAUACAAAUACAAAAGCCCACACUUUUAAGAAGUUGUAGCAUAAAAAAAUAUUCUGCUGAGAGUCUAAAUCAUCUUGGAUUUUGCAUCCUUCUAUGAAAUUCUGUGAUAAUUUUUUUAAUAAGUAGAUUCUCUGGCAUCUUUUUUUUCUUUUGCUUUUAAUAACUCAUCAUCAGUGGUACUUUUUCUUAAAGAAUAAACUAAUUUUUUUAUGUUUUAACAUUGGACAGUUUUAGAUGAUUGUAAUGAGUCAGAAGUUAAAAGGUAAAAGAUGUAGCUACUAAAUGACAUGGGGGGUUAAAUUAAUGUUAAAAUAAUCCAACCUAGCACUUUUGAUUUUUAUAUAAAGUCUAAUAUACAUUUCAUUCAAAAUAAUUAAAUACUUAUUGCUGCUGAAAUUUCUUAAAUGCUUGUUGCUGUUGUAGUUACGUUUAUUGCAGUUCCAAAUUGCCCUUCUUCCCUUGCCUCAUUGGAAACAUCUCAAAUACAUUUCUCUCAAAUGGGCAUGUUGCUUCUCCCUAACUUAUCUAGAGGAUUUUUAUUUUUUAUUGUAUCAUUCUUUAUGACUUGUGAAGAAUAAUAUUAAUUAUUGUUCACUACAUACUAAACACUUCUAUGCCAUUCAUAAUUAAGAAAUUAAUGCCUGGAGUCAGGAAUUUUAUAAUAUGUUAUUAAAUGUGUGUUAUCUAUUCCA
Molecule: messenger RNA, 1819 nt
Organism: Mustela lutreola (European mink)
Lineage: Eukaryota; Metazoa; Chordata; Mammalia; Carnivora; Mustelidae
Gene: TMEM100
Product: transmembrane protein 100
Exons: 2
Coding region: 341-745 (134 amino acids)
Biological process (GO): cellular response to BMP stimulus
Source: RefSeq, a predicted model, not a curated record